Messenger RNA from Leucoraja erinaceus (little skate), 7636 nucleotides. RefSeq names its product interferon-induced protein with tetratricopeptide repeats 5-like. Gene Ontology annotation, molecular function: protein binding. The record is from RefSeq and is a predicted model, not a curated record. Bases 150 to 1625 code for a protein of 491 amino acids. The transcript has 2 exons. Gene Ontology annotation, cellular component: cytosol. Lineage: Eukaryota; Metazoa; Chordata; Chondrichthyes; Rajiformes; Rajidae. Gene Ontology annotation, biological process: defense response to virus.
AAGCUAGUUUCACUUUCGAGGCUGAGUUUCUAUUCAGCAUCAGGAAAAGACUGAGUGAGGAAAUCAUUUCCUGCAGCACCUUCUCAAUCGACUCAACAGUAAAAGUGCAGCUAAAGCUGUGAACAGAAAUUCAAAGAGCGUUGUAUCUAAUGAACACCAUGAGCAGCACACCAAGGACUUUGCUGAAAGAGAAGCUCGAUCAGCUUCAGUGUCACUUCACGUGGAGCCCACAGAAGGACACCAUUGACCUGGAUGAUAUGGUGUACAGAUUACAAGAUUCUAUCAAUAUCGCUGUCGAAUAUCAAGCUGCAUCCUACAACCAACUCGCUUUUGUAAACUGCCUGCAAGGCAACAGUGAGGAAGCUAUUCAAAACUUAAAGGAAGCUGAAAAGAUUCUGAGGGAGAACCACAAAGAUGCAUUUGAAAGAAACAGCAUCAUCACCUAUGGAAACUAUGCCUGGGUGCAUUACCACAUGGGACAACUGGACAAGGCCCAGUCCUACCUCGACAAGCUGGAGAUGAUCUGUAAACCGCUCACUGAUGGUCCUCGCUAUACAGCAAUGAUACCUGAAGUGUAUGGGGAGAAGGGGUGGUCAUUGUUGAGAUCGGCAUCUCAAUACUAUGAGGAGGCAAAUAAAUGUUUUGAGGAAGCUCUGGAGAAAGAUCCUAACAAUACAGAGUGGAUCAUGGGCAAAGCAACUGCUCUGUUUCGUCUGGAAGCAUUUUCUGGAACCCAAGAAAAUCAUGAACGGAAUCAGUCAGUGAAGUAUCUGCGGCGUGUACUGGAGCUAGAUCCAGAUGAUUCAAUGGCCAUGGUGCUGCUGGCUCUGAAACUAAGAGAGUGCAAGCAAAAAGAGGAUGCAAAUAAAUUAAUUGAACAAGCGUUGCAGAAAACCCCUGAUUUUCCUUAUGUGCUUCGUUAUGCAGCCAAAUUUUACAGAAAAGAAGGAGUUUUAGAGAAAUCUGUCCAGCUGCUGAAGAAAGCAUUAGAAAUAACUCCACAUUCUGCCUUUUUGCAUGACCAAAUUGCAAUGUGUUACAGAACUAAAUUACUUGAACUGAUCGACAAUCGUCGUAGCAAAAACCCUCGCAAUCCUGAAUUUCAACAAAAAACACAGUUGUUCAGUCAAUGCAAGUAUCAUUUUGGAAUGGCAUUUAAACACCGUCCAAGGUCAGCAAUUAAAUCACAACUGGAUUUCGCAGACAUUUGUGUAAGAAAUGGAGAGUAUUCCAAUGCAAAGGAGAUUUACAGUGAACUGCUGAAAUUAGAAGACAUUCGUCCAGAAAACUUACAGGUAAUAUGUUUCAAGGCUGGGUGUUUUGAACAAUACCAGAGAAGAUCUGAAUCCAAUUCGAUGAGCCUAUUCAAGAAAGGACUGAAGGUUGAGUAUGACUCAAAAGAACGGAAAAAGUGCUAUGAAAAAUUGGAGAAGUGGGCAGAUGGGAAAUUGUGCAAGGAUCAACGUGACAGCACGGCCCUUGGUGUCAAAGGGUUACUGCAUCAGAUGGAUGGAGACAAGCCGAAAGCUAUUGAAUACUUUGUGAAGGCCUUGGAGAUCGAUCACAAUAAUGAAGAAUAUCUGAGUGCUCUAUGUGAAUUACGCCUUUCCAUUGAGGAACAUUAGGGGCAGUACAAUGGAGAUGCGGUAGAGCUGCUGCCUUAUAGCACCCUAUCUGUGGAGUUUGCACGUUUCCCUGUGAUUACAUAGAUUUUCUCCGGUUGUUCCAAUUUCCUCCCACAUUCCAAAGAUUGGCAGGUUUGUAGGUAAUUGGCUUCUGUAAAUUGUCUCUAUUGGGUAGGAUGCAAAACUGGAUUAAUAUAGAAUUUGUUUACAGUGAUCGAUGGUCCGUGUGGGUCAAAGGGCCUGUUUCCAUGCAUGGUCUCUGAACUAAACAAACCCAAACCAAGCAUAUUGAUUCUUCAAAGAUACAUUCCUUAUAUUGUCCAAGGACAAUGCGGAUUCAGUUUCAGUUCAUGCAUUCUGCCAGCACUGUCAUCAAUGUGGCUCUUACUCAUGAAAAUGUGAUUUUCAAUGAAUACUUUGUAAUAAUCUUUGGCAAUCCUCAUACUUCAUUGAUGAAACAGAUAUAACUAGAAACAAAGGAGGGUUUGGGGGAGUUAAGUUAAAUGGAACCAACUCAGAAAAACUCCUUAUACCUCAUAAGGAGUCUUCACCACCAUCUCGACUUAAGCUGCCACUUUCAGUAAGCUAUAGACUUGGACUCCCAAGAUCCCUCUACACAUCAAUGCUGUAAGGGGUUUGCUAUUAUCUGUAUACUCCUCUUACAAUCCUCCCAAAGUUCAGCACCUCACACUUGAUCGGAUUCAAUUCCACCUGCCAUUUCUCCGCCCGUUUCAGGAAUUGAUCUAUACCCGUGCUUCUGAUGGCCCUUUGCUCUGUCUGCAACUCCUCCAAUGUUGGUGUUGUCGGUAUAUGUGUGUGUAUGCAUGUGUGUGUAUGUCUGUGUAUGUAUAUGUAGACACAAAAUGCUGGAGUAACUCUGCGGUUCAGGCAGCAUCUCUGGAGGAAAGGAAUAGGUGGCGUUUCGUAUCGAAACCCUUACACACAAACAGCAGAGGUCCCUGCGGAACUGUACCGCUCACAGAUCUCUAGCCCGAAAAUCUUCCUUUCACCACAACCCUCUGUCUUCUACGAAUAAGCCAGUUCUGCAUUCAUACAACCGAAUCACUUCCGGUGGCGCCAUGGAUAAGUAAGAGGCGCUCCUUUUUAGCUCCGCUGCGAAAAACACGUUCAAACCCGUUAAAAUACCUGAAAAGAAAAACGGACCGAAUGAAAAACACCUACCGGCAGAUGCCCGACGUCAGAAAACGACGCAUAACACAUACCCGACUGGAUACCGGUAUUUGAAAUGAGUAAACGGUUUCUGCCUUCUCAACCCCAGACCAGACAAAGAACCUGACUGCAGGCUCUUCAAGACAAAGAAACUUCUGGAAAAUCUUCUGGAGAAUCUGAGGAAGAAGGACUUAUUUCUGCCAUGGAAAAGAAAACACAAGAACAGGAAGAAACUUUAAGACGGGCUAUGGCAAAAGACUUUGGAGAAAUUCUGACUGAAAAGCUUGAAAUCUAGAAACAAAACUUGAUGGUAGGAAUAAAGAAAUUUGUGGAAAAAUUGACAUUCUACAAGUUCACAUCGAAGAGGUAAACACUGUUUUGAAAGGAGAAAUUAAACGGGUCGAAGAAGAUAUUAGCAAAAAGUUGGAGCCCAUUCUCCACACUUCAAAAAAACAAAACAACGCUAUCGGAGAACUCGAAGUUACCACUACGGACAUCUCUGACACAAUGCAAAGACUGAAGAUAGAUCUAGACCAUGUUUCUGGGCAACUGACCAGAAUGACCGACAAAUGCCUAGAUCUUGAAGCCCGGUCCAGACGUCAAAACUUAGGAAUUGUUGGAGUGAAGGAAGGGAAGGAAACUUGAAAAGAUUCUCAGGUCUUCACUGCCAACUUACUCCAAAAGGUAUUUAAUCUGCCUGAGAGACCUAAAAUUGAUCAGGCACAUCGAGUCCAGAGAGCCCGAUCAGGAGCUGGUGCCCCACCAAGACAAAUUAUUCUUAAACUACAUGAACUAUCAGUUCUAGAAGAUAUCAUGAAGAAAGUGUUAAGCACUGCAAUCCUGACGUUUGAAGGAGAAAAUAUAAGAAUCUUCAGAGACUAUCCAGCAGAAGUUGUCAAGAAGCGAACACUUUUCACCAAGACACGUGUUAUUCUCAAAGACAUCCCAGACUUAAAAUAUGGAAUGAUGUAUCCUGCCAAAUUAAGGGUCACAUACGGAGGAUUGGAGCGUUUCUUUAUCGACCCAGAAGAUGCAUUUAAAUAUGCGCAAGAGUUAAAAAAGGACGUAAAGGGAUAGGUAGAUAAGAAAUAAUCUGUAUGAUUAGUAGGGGAUGUCCAACUGAACUUUCACUGAAUCUGUGUUAAAGCGUGUGUUUAACUUACACCUUUUAUAUGUGUUUAUAAGGUGUAGACUGACAUCAUCUGUUUUUUUGAAAUAUAAAAAUAUAUCUAAAUACCUGCAAAUAAGAUGGCCGACAGGAUCAUAGGCGGUUAAGUCUAGACAUACUUAUCAGAGAUAGAUUGGAAUGUAAGUGUGGAUGACUGUUCAAGGUCCCUGUGUUUACGAGGAAAGCGUUCAAGAACUUUGAAAUAUUCAGCAUUGAAAACAAUUUAAACGUAUGGUUAUGAUAUAAUACACUAACAAAAUAUAUAAUUAAAGCCAUUAUUAUCACAUAAAAUACUAACAAACAUACUACGUCUAUUUUAAUCUAAAACCUAAUACUAACCCAUUUAUUUUUAUCUAAUACCUAAUAGAUAUGAUAUUUAAUAAUUCUAGGUAAUGGUCAAUGUAUUGGUUUAUAUUUAAAAUAUAGUUAUUAUCCACCCGAUUGGGGGGGGCGGAAUUUCCAGCAAUUACCAGGUCAGAGUGAGAGGGAAUAUGUUAGAAAACUGGUUGAGGAGGUGUAAGGGAAUCAAUAGUUAGGGAGGUAGGGGGCAGAGGGAGGAGAUGAACGAAUAUUGACGGCUAUAACACUAAAUAUUCCAAUAAUAAAAUAUCAUUAAAUGCAGAUUAUGUAUUACUUUAUAUCACCAACUCUCAAGUUAGCAUUCCAAAUAUACGAAAGUUUAUAGAGGAAUUCGGUUCCUUUUCACGAUAUAGAAUAAAUUUAAUGUAAUGAAAUUAUGUCAAUAAAACCUCAAGAGCCGACUCACCUCUUAAAAUUCCCUUUUAGAAUUGCUACGGAAAAAUUUAAAUAUCUUGGCGUUCACGUAACUAGAAAAUACACUUCUCUAUUUUAAACAAACUUUCCUCCCUUAAUCACCAAACUAAAUGCCAAUACUCAAUUUUGGAAAACGUUUCCGAUGUCUCUCAUAGGCAGAAUAAACGCCAUAAAGAUGAUCUUCCUUCCACAAAUCUUGUAAUUAUUUCAAUCAAUACUGAUUUAUCUUCCUAAAACUUUUUUUUAAAAACCUUGAUUCUCUGAUCACAAACUUUAUUUGGGACUAUAAAACACAUAGAAUCCAUAAACGAUAUCUAUGCAAACCCAAAGAAAUUGGUGGGCUGGCUCUCCCCAAUUUUUUAUACUAUUAUUUGGCUACGAAUAUUAAAAACGUAAUCUAUUGGAUGAACAACACAUGCCAAAAGGUAGAAUGGUUAAUAAUGGAGAGACCGGAGUGUUCGCCGUUUAAUAGAGGCGUGAUUCUUCUCUCUCCAAUAAAUUUAAAGAAAACACUAUAUGAGACAAAUCCGAUUAUCCACAGUACCCUACGAAUCUGGAGACAAGUGAAGUCAACCCUUAAACUGAGAAAUUGAUCUCUUCUCUCACCAAUUGCCAACAACCCUUCAUUCAAGCUGUCUAUUUUAGACAAAACGUUCACACUUUGGGAAAGAUUAGGAAUGAAAAAACUCGGAGAUCUUUAUGAGAUGGGAACUCUUCUCUCAUUUCAAGAAUUACAGUCGAAAUAUCAUCUGAAAGGCAGUCAAUAUUUUAGAUACCUUCCAAUACGAGACUAUCUGAAAUCACAUAUUCAAGACUAUCAAUCUAUGCUGCCAGACACACUAGACGAAUGUAUGAAUAGAAACUCGGAUUCAAACAAGUUAAUAUCAUAUCUGUAUUACACCCUUAUAAAUAGAGAAAUCCCAUCGUCAGAAGUAAUUAGAAGAGUCUGGGAAGAUGAGCUUGGCCUAAAAAAUUUUAAAGGACAGAUGGGAGGAAAACCUAUAUAUACACAACUGUUCGCUUAACAUUAGGCAUUCGUUAAUUCAAUUUAAAAUACUACAUAGACUAUUAUUCAAAGUCUAAACUGAAUACGAUUUUUCCAAAUGUAUCCCCUAUUUGUGAUAAAUGUCUUCUUCAGGAAGCAACUUUAACCCAUUCCUUUGCCUCUUAUAUAAAGUUACAUAAUUUCUGCAGAGGAUUUUUUGAAAUGUUUUCAAAAACACAAUAAAAAUUGGAUCCCGACACGGAACUGAUCACUCUAGGUACUUCAGAAGCCUGUUCUGAGCUAUCACCAUUUCAAAGACGUUUAGUUAAUUAUGGCCUGAUAACGGCGAAGAAAAUAAUAUUUAAAUUUUGGAAACGUACAUCAGUCCCUACUCUUAAGAUGUGGAUUAUAAACAUGUCUGAGACACUACAUCUUGAAAAUAUUUGACUUGUCUUGGCAGAAAAAACAGAUCAUUUUUCCAAGACAUGGACACCAUUCAUUGAUUUAUUACAAGGAUAGUAUGGAGCAACACUACUUUUUUCUCUCUUUUUCUUUUUGUCUAUUUAUUUUAAUGUUUUUUCUAUUCCUCUCUUCUUUCUUUCUUUUAUUCACUCUUUGGCUACACUACUUUUUUUAGUCUAGGGGUUCUAUCUUUGCACAUUUCACUUUUUCUCUUUCUUGCUUUUUCUCCUUUCUUUUCCUCCAACUCAAAGCUAAAAAGUGAAAAUUGAAGCUGUAUAAUAACUGUAUAAUUUUAUAUGCCGUUGGUUCUAUUUUUGUAUAUUUGCUAAUGAUAAAUAAAAAUAAAUAAAUAUAUAAUACGACCGGAUCACCGUGAAUCCUGUGCAUUUUAAUCAUCUGGAUUAGCACAACCUGAUGGAUAUAAUUAAAAACCUUACUAAAAUCCAUGUGUACAAUAACCACCACCAUCAAUAUCCUUCAUCACCACAAACACCUCAAUCAAGAUAGUAAGACACAAACUGCUGCGUACAAGGCUAUGCGGGCAACCCUAAUUAGCCGAUCUCUUCCAAAUAGGAGUAUCAAAGAUUUCUCUCCAAAGGUUUCCCAACCACUGACGUCAGGAUCACCAGUCUAUAAUUUGCUGGAUGCUCUCUACUUUCCUUCUCAAACAAAGGAACAACAUUGGCCGCUCCCCAGUGCUCCAGGUUCUUACCUGUGGCUGGAGAUGAAACAAAGAUCCUCUCCUGCCUCCCCCAAUAACCUGGGAUAGAUCCCAUCAGGUGUAGGGACAUUCACCUUAACGCUCUUCAAGACCCUCAGCACCUCCUUCUUCUCAAUCGCAAAUCUCCCCAGCAUAUUUGUAUUGUCCACCCUGAUCUCACUGUCCACCAAGUUCAUCUCCACGGUGUAUACAGAUGUGAAGUAAUUUAGCACCUCACCUAUAUCCUCCAACUCCAGGCAUUGAUAACAUCUUUAUUCUUCAUCAUCCUACUUCUCACUGGUCACCGUCUUGUUUUUAACAUAGUCAUGAAAAGCUUUGGGAUUUUCCUUAAUCUGACUGACAAUGACAUUUCAUGGGACCAUUUGGCCCUUCUAAACACACACAUGAGAUUUUUCUUACUCACUUUAUAUUCCUCAUAAUAUGCCUGAUUAUAAUAUCAUAUGGGUGAUUCAGUAAGUGUCUACUUAGGUGUCCCGCAACUUUGAUGCUGUAUUUAAGGAAAAUUUGUAAUUCUAUCCCAUUUAUUUGUUCAAGAAGGAACUGCAGAUGGUGGAAAAUCGAAGGUAGACAAAAAUGCUGGAGAAACUCAGUGGGUGCGGCAGCAUCUAUGGUGCGAAGGAAAUAGGCAACGUUUCUGGCCGAAGAGUUUCAGAGUUUUCACUGAGUUUCUCCAGCAUUUUUUUCGGCAUAUUUAUUUAAUGGGGGAUCUAUCUAAAAUGAAAAUACUUUUA